Molecule: messenger RNA, 1366 nt
Organism: Nymphaea colorata (pocket water lily)
Lineage: Eukaryota; Viridiplantae; Streptophyta; Magnoliopsida; Nymphaeales; Nymphaeaceae
Product: protein ARV 2-like
Exons: 10
Coding region: 216-920 (234 amino acids)
Biological process (GO): sterol metabolic process; intracellular sterol transport; sphingolipid metabolic process
Cellular component (GO): cortical endoplasmic reticulum; Golgi apparatus
Source: RefSeq, a predicted model, not a curated record
UAUGUGGUGUUUCUGGUCUUCCAAAGAACAAAGUUGGGGACUCGUAUGACGGGUACGUGAAUUUUUCCCACGUACCCGCUCCGGUACGCGGGUGUACCCUCACCGGCGUUUUCUGCAGCAGAGCCCUACCGCAACUAUCACCGGCGGCGACGACGACGGCCGGCGACCCACGGCGACGUCUAGUAGUCUCGGGCAUUAGCCAGAUUGUAGCAGGAAUGGUACCUCCCAAAGAGAUGAAUUUCAGGUGUAUCCACUGUGGCUUCCCUGUGGAAACUCUGUUCAUUCAGUACUCUCCUGGGAACAUCAGGCUGAUGAAAUGCGAAAAUUGUAGAUCAGUUGCUGAUGAGUACAUCGAGUGUGAAAUCAUGAUCCUUUUGAUCGAUCUUGUUUUGCAUAAAUCAAAGGCAUAUCACCACUUGUUAAACAAUUUUCCAAAGCUUAAUGGGGUUUACCUUGAGGGAUUGUUAUGGAAGUCUGCUCUGUCUUUCAUGUUGCUGGACGCAUACAGGCAGUUUGUAUUAUAUAGAAGUAACGAAAAAUGGGUUCCAACUCGAUGUUCAAGUUUCCCUUGGCUAUUUGGAAAGCUGCUAUUAAGUUCAUUCUUUGGGAUCCUUGUCUUUCUUUGCAUUCUAUAUCCUGCUUGCAAAUACUUACAGAAGUCACCCAGAAAAGCCAUUAGAUUCAAUCAAGUUCUGUUGGCAACACUUGUUUCAAGCUACUUCAAGAUUGUGUUGAUAGCCAUGAUGGUCUGGCAGUUUCCAGUAACUGCAAUAUUUAUCAUUGACAUGUUUGCUCUCUCUUCAAAUGCAGUGGCUUUGAAAGUAUUAAUGCAGAUAACCAUGGUGGAGAGUGUUGCAGCAUGUAUAAUUGCACAUUCGGCAAAAUUACUAGUUAACUACAUAGCGUUGUUGGCUAUUUGAGGAUUUACGAAGAAUCAGUAGCUAAUGUUUCUGGACAUCAUCUGAAUCUGAGGUCCCAGGGAUAUUCAAUUGAAGCUCUCACUCUCCAGGUGUGGUGGCUUGAUGGUCGUUGGAGUACCCAUGGCACGUAUCAUCGGUAUGUUGGGAGCUUAAGAUUGUCAAGCAGAUAUUGUCAAACUUGAAGCCGUUCAAGGAGAUUCCCACUUCCCCUGGAUUGUCUUCUGUUAUGGUGCAGUUUUAUGAUCUUUUAUGGGAAAACAAGUUGAGGCCUUGUCUUGUCUUGAAGAUGGAUGCUGCUGGCCUUAAACCUGAAAUCUGAGUUUAGUCGUCUGUCUGUUGUUUCCUGCUAUUUCUUCUUCGAAUUUUCCCUCCUGGUAUUCGUGUGUGGAUAUUGUGCUUGUGCAUUUGAGAAUGAGUGGAAGACUUCAAAUUUUCUUUUGGAGGCA